UCGUCAGUCUCUCCUGCACUCCCCGCUCACUGGAGGGUGUGGGUGACUUGAGUGCCAGGAGAGCUUUGAAUAACAGAGAGAGAGGGGAGAAAUAAAAGGAAUAAGCACCACAAGCCCUCAGUAUUCCAGCAGCAAAGAGAAGACACAGGAAUAACCAUGCCUGAGCCAGUCCCUGCAGCUAAACCGGAGGGGGAGGCCCCAGAGGAACCAACUGAAGAGGCUAUACCGCAGUCAGAAGAAGAUGAUGCAUUCCCAGCAGACGGAGGAGCAGAUUCAGAAGCUGAUGGGGAUGAUUCUGGCUCGACUGAGCUCACUGGGCUCUUCAUCGAGAAGCCAGAACAAAAUGUCGUCGCUGUUGCAGGAACGGAUGUCACUUUAAUAGCCAGGGUUGACUCGAGCACCCUGACAAGAAAACCCACCAUGAAAUGGCUGAAGGGCAAGUGGCUGGAUCUUGGCAGCAAAGCUGGGAAACAUAUGCAGUUCAAAGAAACUUAUGACAGAAAUACAAAGAUCUAUACUUAUGAAAUGAAGAUCAUCAAAGUGGUCCCUGGAGAUGCUGGGGGCUACAGGUGUGAGGUGACGGCAAAAGACAAGUGUGACAGCUCUACCUUUGAGAUCUCUGUUGAAUCUGCACGACAGGAGGAGCAAGCAGAUAUUUUGUCUGCCUUCAAGAGAGCGGAUGCUGGAGAGGAUGAGGGAGAACUGGAUUUCAGUGCUCUGCUGAAAGCGACUAAGAAGAAGAAACCUGUAAAAGAGGAACCAGAGGUAGAUGUGUGGGAAUUGCUCAAGAAUGCCCAUCCAAGCGAAUAUGAGAAAAUUGCCUUUGAGUAUGGUAUCACUGACCUGAGGGGCAUGCUGAAACGCCUGAAAAAGAUGAAGGUCGAGCCCAAGCAUACCGAGGCUUUCCUGAAGAAGCUUGAAUCUUGCUACUCAGUGGAAAAGGGCAAGAGGAUUGUGCUGAAGUGUGAGGUGGUUGAUCCCGACAUCCAGGUCAAAUGGUUGAAGAACGGCCAGGAGAUCAAACCCUCAGCCAAAUAUGUGAUGGAGGCAAAUGGGACUUUCCGAACACUUACCAUCAAUAAGACGACCCUGGCUGAUGAUGCUGCGUAUGAGUGUGUGGUUGGCGAGGACAAGUGUUUCACAGAGGUGUUUGUCAAAGAGCCCCCUGUGACCAUCACCAAGCUGAUGGAUGACUAUCAUGUGGUUGUUGGAGAGAGAGUGGAGUUUGAGAUUGAGGUGUCGGAGGAGGGCGCCCACGUCAUGUGGUUCUUUGAGGAUAUAGAGCUUCACAAAGAAAAAGAUUCCUCAAAAUAUCGCUUCAAAAAGGAUGGAAAGAAACACACGAUGAUCAUCAAUGAGGCUACGCUGGAUGACAUUGGAAUGUACCAUGCUUGGACGAAUGGAGGGCACACCAAAGGAGAGCUGGAGGUGGAAGAAAAAGAACUGGAGGUGUUGCAGGACAUUGCUGAUCUGACAGUCAAGGCAACAGAACAGGCGUUGUUCAAAUGUGAGGUGUCUGAUGAAAAGGUCACAGGAAAGUGGUACAAAGAUGGAGUGGAGGUCCUGCCAAGCGAACGCAUCAAAAUGACUCACAUUGGAAGGUUUCAUCGGCUGCUUAUUGAUGAUGUGAAGCCAGAGGACGCUGGAGACUAUACGUUUGUUCCUGACGGAUACGCUCUUUCGCUUUCUGCCAAGCUCAACUUCUUGGAAAUUAAGAUCGACUAUGUGCCUAGACAAGAUCCUCCAAAGAUCCACCUGGACACCACUGGAAACAUGGUGUCCCAAAACACCAUCAUUGUGGUGGCAGGCAACAAACUCCGUCUGGAUGUGGAGAUCACAGGAGAGCCAGCACCCACCGUUGUUUGGUCAAAGGGAGAUCAACAAAUUAUAGACACUGAAGGGCGUAUAAGGGUGGAGGCCAGGAAAGACCUUAGCUGCUUCGUCAUAGAGGGGGCAGAGAGGGAGGAUGAGGGCAACUACACCAUCUGUGUUACUAACCCUGCCGGAGAGGACAAGGCUAUGCUGUUUGUGAAGAUUGUGGAUGUGCCUGACCCCCCUGAGCAUGUCAAAUGCCAAUCAGUGGGAGAGGACUGUGCCACCAUCACUUGGGAGCCUCCUAAAUUUGAUGGCGGUGCACCAGUCAAAGGUUAUCUCAUGGAGAGGAAGAAGAAGGGCUCCUCCAGAUGGACAAAGCUCAACUUUGAUGUAUAUCAAUCGACCACAUAUGAGGCUAAGAGGAUGAUUGAAGGUGUUCUGUAUGAGAUGAGGGUGUUUGCUGUCAACAGCAUUGGCUUGUCUCAGCCAAGUCUCAACUCCAAACCCUUCAUGCCUAUUGCCCCAACUAGCGAGCCAAUGCGUCUGUCAGUACAUGAUGUGACAGACACCACAUGCAGCCUGAAGUGGCUUGCCCCAGAGAGGAUUGGAGCUGGGGGCCUGGAUGGCUAUGUUAUUGAAUACUGCAAGGAAGGAGGCACUGAGUGGGUAGUGGCCAACCAGGAACUAUGUGAGAGGCAAGGAUUUGUGGUGCGUGGCCUCCCCGUGGGAGAGAAGAUCAACUUUAGGGUGUCAGCAGUAAACAUUGCUGGACGCAGUCCUCCUGCUACACUGUCACAGCCCGUCACCAUCCGUGAGAUCGUUGAACUUCCAAAGAUCCGCCUGCCUCGCGAUCUGAGAACCAAGUACAUCAGGAAAGUUGGAGAUAAGAUCAACCUGACCGUCCCCUUCCAGGGCAAGCCACGCCCUGUCGCAACAUGGUACAAGGAUGGUCAACCCCUUGACCCCAAGAUGGUCAACGUCCGUAACUCAAACGUGGACACCAUCCUCUUCAUCCGCUCAGCAGAGAGAGAGCACUCUGGAAAAUAUGAGUUGGUGCUACAGAUCGAGAACAUGGAGGACAGAGCCACCAUUGACAUCAGGAUUGUUGAAAAGCCUGGACCUCCUGUGAACGUGAAAGUGAUAGACGUCUGGGGCUUCAAUGCAGCACUGGAGUGGGAGCCCCCCAAAGAUGAUGGCAAUUGUGAAGUUACUGGAUACACCAUCCAGAAGGCAGACAUGAAGACUAAGGAAUGGUUCACUGUUUAUGAACACAACAGACGGACCAACUGUACAGCUUCAGAUCUGAUCAUGGGCAACGAAUACAUGUUCCGCGUCUACAGUGAAAACCUUUGCGGCCUGAGCGAGGAGCCGCGCCAGAGCAAGAACACGGCUGUCAUUGCCAAGACAGGCCUGGAGUGCAAACAAAACCCCUACAAGGAGAUAGACGUGUCCUGUGUGCCCAAGUUUACGCAGCCCCUGGUUGACAGAUCUGUAGUGGCCGGUUACAGCACUGCCAUCAGCUGUGCCGUCAAAGGCUUCCCCAGGCCUAAGAUUAUCUGGAUGAAGAACAAGAUGAUCAUCGGUGAGGAUCCCAAGUACUUGAUGCAGAACAACCAGGGAGUGCUGACCCUCAACAUUCGCAAGCCAAGCACCUUUGACGGAGGCAAAUACUCCUGCAUGGCUGUCAAUGACCUGGGCAAGGACGAAGUGGAGUGCAAGCUGGACGUCCGAGUUGCCACAGACCCGGACAAGAAGUGAGAAACCGAACAGCAAGCAAUGUGAAAUGAUAUGAACCAAACAGUGAAUGUCAGUAUGAUAGAGCGCACACAAUCAAGAGUGAAUCAAAUAAAAUGUAGUCAUACCUGCUACAAAUAAAUGUGUAUUUUGAAUAUG
Messenger RNA from Siniperca chuatsi (mandarin fish), 3708 nucleotides. It is a transcript of the gene mybpc2b, whose product is annotated as myosin binding protein Cb. NCBI's taxonomy places the organism in Eukaryota, Metazoa, Chordata, Actinopteri, Centrarchiformes, Sinipercidae. The transcript has 32 exons. Gene Ontology annotation, molecular function: protein binding. The record is from RefSeq and is a predicted model, not a curated record. Bases 157 to 3573 code for a protein of 1138 amino acids.